Polypterus senegalus (gray bichir) is the source of this 2052-nucleotide messenger RNA. RefSeq names its product integrator complex subunit 9 (gene ints9). The record is from RefSeq and is a predicted model, not a curated record. The coding region runs from base 187 to 2052 and encodes 621 amino acids. Lineage: Eukaryota; Metazoa; Chordata; Cladistia; Polypteriformes; Polypteridae. Gene Ontology annotation, cellular component: integrator complex. The transcript has 18 exons. Gene Ontology annotation, biological process: snRNA processing.
GUUAUUUCCUGUGCGCGUUUUGUGAUGCGUGUAGUGCAAUCACGAACUUUGAAAACCACGUGAAAACAAGAUUCAGCAAUAGAUUAAAUCGUCAAGAAAUAUAAAAUUAUUUUUUUCUUCAUCUUAAGAAGAAGUAGGUUCAAAAAAGUUUCAGCUGAUCUUCAAGCAGUUAUUUUAAGUGCAGAAAUGAAGCUGUACUGCCUAUCUGGUCACCCCACCCUGCCAUGUAAUGUUCUCAAGUUCAAAUCAACUACCAUCAUGCUUGAUUGUGGCCUGGACAUGACUUCUGUAUUAAACUUCAUACCUUUGCCGCUAGUUCACAGUUCAAGACUUUCAACCUUGCCUUCAUGGAUUAUGAAAGAUGGAAACUCUAUAUUAGAAAAGGGGUUUAAAGAUUGUGCUGGUCGAGUUUUCAUUGACUCCUUACCUGAAUUCUGCCUACCAGAGAAGGAACUUUUGGAUCUUUCAACCAUUGAUGUGAUUCUGAUUUCCAACUACCACUGCAUGAUGGCUCUUCCAUAUAUCACUGAACAUACUGGAUUCACAGGCACUGUUUAUACCACGGAGCCUACUCUCCAGAUUGCCAGACUCUUAAUGGAAGAGCUUGUGCAUUUUAUUGAAAGAGUUCCAAAGGAUCAGUCUGCUGUCUACUGGAAGAGCAAAGAAAUGUGGAGGCUUCUUCCAUCUUCACUUAAAGAUGCUGUAGAUGUCACAACAUGGAAACCCUGCUAUAACAUUCAAGAUGUAAAUGCAGCUCUCAGCAAGGUCCAGUUAGUUGGAUACUCACAAAAAAUUGAGCUGUUUGGUGCUGUCCAAAUCACUCCACUAAGCUCUGGAUACUCAUUAGGAAGUUGCAAUUGGAUUAUUCAAUCCCAUUACGAAAAAGUGUCAUGUGUGUCUGGAUCAUCUCUACUUACCACCCACCCACAGACCACCACCGGUCCACAGAAGGGCUGUUUCCUCCUUGUGCGGAAGAACGACAACAGGCGUUGCUGGAGUGCAGUGGGCUCCUACGAGUGCCUCAAGGUUCCUCGGACACACAUGACCCGGGAGACGCGUGCUGAUCUGCGGGGCUUCGUCAGCGCGGUGGCAGCAGGAGAAGCUGUGGAGAAGGAGGGACACCAUGACAGUUUGGGUCUCCCUAUGGGAAAGUUUCACUUACCUGCCCCACCGCACCCCUCCGGCCGAAGACUCCAGCGUCGCGCCAAUCCGGCCACUGUUGCAGCGUUGUUGUGGACGCGACUGCCUUCACCUCCAGCUCCUUUAACCCUCUACGGAGGACGCGUAUCACCUGCAAAAGCAACUCUGCGGGCUAAAGGCACUCCUCCAGAGCCGCCGGCAAUCACAGAAAGUCAGCCGACGGUGGACAUACCUGUCGAUCAGUCACACACGCUGGCUGCUUCUUGUGGGGCCUCUACUUCGGCCCAGUUGGCUUCUCCUGCUGACAAAGCCCAGCAGAUCGGCACGCAUCUGCCACCAACGCAAAUCCGGGCAGUCCCUGCCUGCAACACAGAAUCUAUGACUAUACGUAGUGGAGGUAAUGUUCUGGUUCCCUGCUAUCCAUCAGGAGUCGUCUAUGACCUUCUUGAAUGCCUUUAUCAGUUUAUCGACUCUGCCAGCCUUAAUUCCACUCCUUUCUACUUCAUAUCUCCAGUUGCAAAUAGUUCUCUUGAGUUCUCACAGAUAUUUGCGGAAUGGCUUUGUCAAAGUAAACAAUCAAAAGUGUAUCUUCCAGAACCUCCUUUCCCUCAUGCUGAGCUUGCAGAUUCACUUAUGCCAAUUGAAAUGAAGCCUGGCGUUUCUGUUGCAACCAUCUCAGCUACACUGCACUCAAAGGACAAUAAACAUGUGUUGCAGCCUCCUCUUAAAACAAUGGUUCCCCCACUUUCUAAGAAGAGAAAGCGUGUGAUUGAAGAACCCACUGAACUCAAAGCACCUAAACCAUUGCUUAGUGGAACAAUACCAGUUGAGUUAUUUCUGGCUACUCUGCAUAAGGUCCCAGAGUCUGGAGGAAGAGAGGAGAGGCACAGUGCCAAAGCUGCCAGUAACUGA